AUGGAGAACAGCACUUUAUUAAAAAUGAACAACGGGACUCAGGCUACGAUAUGGACUGAUUAUAGUAUCGAAUACAAGGUCGCUAGCAUCUUAUUAGUGAUUCUUAUUUGUGGAGUUGGAAUUGUUGGCAAUGUUAUGGUCAUUCUUGUGGUCUUAACGACCAAGCACAUGCGUACCCCAACUAACUGCUAUUUGGUGAGUCUGGCAGUUGCCGACCUCAUGGUCCUGACUGCAGCCGGGCUGCCCAACAUCACCGAGAGUCUGUUCGGUGGCCACUGGGUGUACGGAUACGCUGGGUGCCUCUCCAUCACUUAUUUUCAGUACCUGGGCAUCAACGCGUCCUCCUGCUCCAUCACAGCCUUCACCAUUGAACGCUACAUCGCCAUUUGCCACCCGAUAAAAGCGCAGUUUAUGUGCACCCUCUCCCGAGCCAAAAAGAUCAUUGUUCUCGUUUGGGUUUUAACGUCCCUCUAUUGUGUUAUGUGGUUUUAUCUUUCCGACACGAAAAAGGACGUUUAUGAUAACGCUGUCCUCGUGACAUGCGCAUACAAAGUAUCUAGAAACCUGUAUUUGCCCAUAUAUUUCACAGAUUAUGCCGUGUUUUAUGUUAUCCCGCUUUUGCUGGCCACUGUUUUAUACGGGUUGAUCGCAAGGAUUCUUUUCCUCAACCCGCUCCCGUCGGAUCCCAAGGAAAGUCGAAGAAACUGGAAAAAGCAGUCGUCCGUGCAUGGGAACUCCAGGAGUUCCUCCAGCAGCACAACUGCUGCUUCUCGGAGACAGGUGACAAAGAUGCUGGCAGUGGUGGUGAUCCUUUUCGCUCUGCUGUGGAUGCCCUAUCGGACACUGGUGGUGGUCAACUCCUUCCUCAAGAAGGCCUAUCUGGACACCUGGUUCCUUCUGUUCUGCCGUCUCUGCAUCUACUUGAACAGCGCCAUCAACCCUAUCAUCUACAAUGCCAUGUCUCAGAAGUUCCGUGCCGCUUUCCACAAGCUCUGCCAUUGUGGUCCCCAGCGCUCUGAGAAGCCCCCCACGUAUAGCGUGGCCCUCACGUACAGCGUCAUCAAGGAGACCUCCAAUGGAGAAAGCCCAGACCACUAUACCACAGAGCUGGACGACAUCCACGGAGCCGCCGAAGAGCUUCUGUCCAAGAGGAAGAGGCUAUCGUUUAAAGAGUCCUCACUAGCUUGUAAAGACACAUUGGCUAGUGCUUAGAUCUAAAGUUGCUUAAUUUGCACUUUCACAGUGCCUCAGUGGCCUAUUGGAUUGGCCGCCACAUAGAAACGGCAUUUUGACAAUCAUUUACACAUUCGAAACAAAGCAGAUUUACUCAUAACCUAAACUUAUUUAGUAGCUGUAGACCAAAAUAGGUCUAGUCCAGUCUGUGAAGGCGAAGUAAUGCUCCUGAAGCAAUCAUGGGUGAGGACAGACAGACGAUUGGAUGGGUGAUUGAACAUGACUCUGUGAUGGUAUUGAUUUGGAGGUGAUUAUGUGUGUGAGCUAGGCUGCACGAUUAAUUGAAAUAAAAACUGCAAUUGUGAUAUGUCUGCGAUUUGAUUCAGUUGAUACAUGCGUUGCAUGUUUCAAGACUCAUGCUCUCAAAGAGGCAGCAUUUUGAGUGCACAAGCAUCACUUUUUGCCACUUUCUGCAUAUCUCCCAUUGAAAAGUAACUAGAGACUUGUGACUGGCGUGUCCCGAAUACCCUGUGUGAAGUGUGGCACUGUGUUCUGUUACACACGAGCAGCUCGUGAUAGUGUUUUCAGUAUCUCAAAGUGGCUUGGUUUGCAGUAAAAGCUUUUCUGCAUCUGCUUAGUUUGAGUGGCUGCAUGCAUUUGGGAACAAAGCAUCUUCCCAAACUGUAAUGAGAAGCACUUAUAAGCUGGCUGUUUAAAGAGAAAAGAGAACCUUUAAUGGCUCCAUUUGGCUCCGUCCCUCUGGCAAAAUAAAAUCACAAUUGUUAUCCGAAAAAUCGCAAUUACAUUUUUCUCCAAAAUCGUGCAGCCCUAGUGUGAGCUGAGGGAUGAAUUCUUCGGUACUUCCAGUCAGAAGAUUUGUACCUGUGGACCAUUAGCCAUUAGCGAUGGCUAAUGGUCACUGUGGCAACAGCUGCACGCAUCACUGCCAAAUAAUCACUCUGCAAAACUUUUUCCAGGAACAGUUGUCACAUUUUCAGUCACUGCACUCCGAAAAAAUGGACGGUUGAUUACCUUUUGGCUCCCAUUUGUUUCAGUUGUAAGCUCAAUAUUACAAUUGUAGAGAAAUAUCUUGCCCAAUAAUUCUUUCUUUUGCAAAGGGGUAUAAAAUUACACCAUUAUGAGGCUUAAAAUACCUCAGUGCACCCAGAGCCAUGACACUAAAUUUAAGCCCUUGAUUUUAGCAUUCAGUCACAAUUCACACCCACUUCUCAAAUUUAUCAGUCUACAUCUGGCUGUUGUUUUUGUCUUAAAUAUUGUGCAUCAUCAGCUGAGGCUGUUUUCUCACAGAUCUGUCUGAUGCUCACGCUGGCACUGAGAUUUCUAAGCAGAGCUCAAUUUUGCAGAUGAUAAGCUGCAAAAUUAAGGAGGAGAUGAAGAUGAUCUGUGAUUUUGGAUGUUUGUACCUUUUGCAUCAUUGUAGUGUAAUGGAUGGGAAGGUAAUUUAAAAAUUAUUUUCUGCUGUAAAUACCUUGUUUUGAUAUCUCUCUCCCUGAAAAACAACAUUUCAGCUGUAGUUUUCAAUACUUGGCUGCUGUAAAAUAUCUGCAUGGACAUGGCUUGUGAUGUGACAUUUUAAACCUAGCACAACUUGAACUGCCCACUUAUGUUUUUCCCCCCCUCAUAAUCAGUGAAAACGUUAGUGGAUGAAAUGUACAGCUGUUGUGAUGUAAACAACAACAACAACAAAAAAAAUGUGUGUGGAGAUAACAUUUGCUCAUUAUUAGUGUUUAAAUAGCCUUUCUUGCUGUUUUAAACAUGUUUUGUAUUUUGUACAGUUGUUGUUUAAAAUAAACUGAUAGUAAAUGU
Molecule: messenger RNA, 3000 nt
Organism: Onychostoma macrolepis
Lineage: Eukaryota; Metazoa; Chordata; Actinopteri; Cypriniformes; Cyprinidae
Gene: trhra
Product: thyrotropin-releasing hormone receptor a
Exons: 2
Coding region: 1-1212 (403 amino acids)
Biological process (GO): phospholipase C-activating G protein-coupled receptor signaling pathway
Cellular component (GO): membrane
Molecular function (GO): thyrotropin-releasing hormone receptor activity
Source: RefSeq, a predicted model, not a curated record